GUAUAGUUUAGCUCUCGUCGCCGAAAAUCAGCAAGGGCCUAAAGCAAUGAAACUUGAGUGGCUAAUAUCGAGGUUACUCUCACUGUAGCCUCCAUGCCAUCUAUGGAACUUUUUUAACUUCAAGUUAUUAUUAUGUGUUACAAAAGCCAAUUGGACCCCGAAGCCCAACCAGUCAAAGAAUCUACCAACCCAUUUUCGAAUUAAUUUCUUUUUUUCCGGUAAAGUUACGAGACAUAAUUGAUUCUGAUGGUACUUAUCAACCAGUCAUGGUUUUCGAUUCUGAAAAGGCUAUCGACAGUUGUAUUGCUACCCAGAGCACCUCUUUCCAAAUUCAUGGACUCGUCUUCCAAACUCAACAGUAACAAUUAUGUAGGAACGCAGAGACUCCUUGCCUUAGCUCAGCAGCUUCGCCUUUACAAACCCCCAUCGUUUCAGGACGACAUCGAUGAGCAAACAAUGGAAGAAAAUGGGGGAAAGGUCGUCUCACAAGUCGGGUUUCCAGAGUCCACCACUCAAAUUGCUCAAAACCCGGAAAAAUUUAGACCUAAACGAGCUGCCGUUUUGAUCUGCCUUUUCGAAGGGGAUGCUGGGGAUCUAAGGGUGAUUCUAACUAAGCGAUCAUCCAAGCUAUCUACUCACUCGGGUGAAGUGGCCUUGCCUGGUGGGAAAACAGAUGAAAGGGAUAAGGAUGAUGAGGAUACUGCGAAAAGAGAAGCGAAGGAGGAAAUUGGGUUGGACCCUGAACUUGUCAAUGUCGUUACUUUUCUUGAACCAUUCUUAUCCAAGCACCUAUUGAGAGUGGUUCCUGUCAUUGGCAUACUUCAUGACAAGAGAGCAUUCAAACCUAUUCUGAAUCCUGCUGAAGUGGAAUCGGUAUUUGAUGCACCUUUAGAGAUGUUUCUCAAGGAUGAAAAUCGUUGUCAGGAGGAGAGGGAGUGGAUGGGAGAGAAGUAUCUGAUACAUUUCUUUGACUACGAAACCGAUCAUAAAAAGUAUAUCAUAUGGGGUUUAACUGCUGGGAUCUUGAUUAGGGCUGCAUCAGUGGUGUUCCAACGGCCCCCGGCUUUUGUGGAGCAAAAUCCUAUGUUCAAGAUUCCCCGGAAUCUAGGCAAGGAUUCUGGAAUGCGUUGAGUUGGAGAUAAUUAUACUGUUUGAUUCUUCAAAAUAGGUCAAUUUUAUUCUUUAAGUGCACUGAGCACUCUAGAUAAUCUUACUUCCAUUGUAUGUAUUGAAAGAAAGGAAAAGGAGUGGGGUUCCAUUGCUGCUUACAGCAUCAGAAAUAGUUCUAGAAACACUUGAGGACUACUACCUUGCCUUCCCUCACUUGUUUAUUUAGGCCACCUUGUCCUUUUUUAAAAUUUGAAAUUCUUGUAAGGUUGCUGCAUGGAUAUAAUUAGUACUGCAAUGUACUUCACUGAUUGACAGAGUAGGGGAUUACUGAAGCUUUACCUUCAGCUUGGCUAUUUGUUAGAUUUGUCGUGUUUAAAGAGAGGACCUCAUGCCAGUUCAUUUGUCA
Molecule: messenger RNA, 1516 nt
Organism: Prosopis cineraria
Lineage: Eukaryota; Viridiplantae; Streptophyta; Magnoliopsida; Fabales; Fabaceae
Product: nudix hydrolase 15, mitochondrial-like
Exons: 4
Coding region: 247-1131 (294 amino acids)
Biological process (GO): coenzyme A catabolic process
Molecular function (GO): coenzyme A diphosphatase activity; acetyl-CoA hydrolase activity
Source: RefSeq, a predicted model, not a curated record